AUUAACAUAACUUUGCAAAAAAAUAUGUUUACGUUGACUUUUAUUUAUUAUGAUAAUAGUUUGUGAAUAUUUCAAAAUUAAGAAUAAUUUUUACAUUUAAAAAUAUUUCAAGUUAAGAUUUCCUAUAGUUCAUUGUAUAUUUGUUGAAACCUAAUUAUAUAGGUUCGAAAAUAGUUGAAUGCAGGAGUAAUUAACCUCGACGUUAAAAAAAAAUAUUUCUUAUUUCAAUGGAUUAUUGGUUUAUAGCAAAAGCAAAACCCAAAAAAACGGCUCAAAGUUGGUUCGAUGCAACGGUUAUAAUGUACUACUUCGUACUAUUUUGUGGUAACUUAAAGACAGGAGUGCAGUAGAGAAUAAAGAAUACUUUAAAAAUAUUUAAAGGCAUAAUGGGAGUGUGCUGUACUCAAAUGGCACUGCUAAUUUAAAGGGAAAAUAACAAAUUGAUAUUUAAAAAUGGAAUUCCAAAAUUCAAUAUCAAGUGAACUGGAUUUAACUAAUGAGAUGGUAAUAUCUGAUGAUCUCAAUAUUAAAGAAGAAAUAACCCAUGAGAUAACAGUUGAUAUAAAACCUGAAAAUGAUGACAGCGACAGCAAUGACAAUCCAUUUGAAAACAUUCAGGUUGAGAUUAAACAGGAAUUCAUUACUCCAAACUCUCCGGAUAAACUAGUUGAAAUAUCAUCCAUCACAGAGAAAAGAGAGGCUGACCUUCGACACACAGUAAUGCAAAUAGAAAAUGAAAUUAACGAGUUAAUAUUACCAAAUACAGAUGACAAUAUUAAAAUGGAGAAGCAAGACGAGGUAAUGGGUUAUGAAUAUCCUAGUAUUGACGAUGGAAGCAUGGACAGUGAAGAGGCACACGCAUUGAACAAUGUUGAAGCCUGUUUACAAGAUGAAAUUAACAUAAAACCUGAAAAUGAUGCUUAUGAGGAUACAACAAAAGAAGAUUUUGACAAAAUCAUAAAGGAAGAAAUGGAUUUAACAGUAACGGAAACUCACUUAAUAUCAAACAAAGUAAUCAACACAACAUCAACUAUCACAAAUCCUCAAGAUGGAGUGAUACAGUCACAAACAACAAAAACAUUAGUAAUGGAAAUUCAUCCUAUGGUUCAGGGCAUCAAUGUUUCAUCAUUGGGUAGAAUGAAUAAUCCUGAAGAGAUUUUACCAACUUCAACUCACAAUGACGACAAUCUCACAAUGGAAUAUGAUAAUUUCCAACUAAACUCCAUAACUGGCAAUGUUUUAUCAUUAGAGCAGGAAGCAUAUGGGCUAUUAAAAGCAGGUCGCUGUGAUGUCAACGACAAGCCAUUCAGCUGCAAUAAAUGUGAUAAAUCAUAUAAGAAAUCGAAAUAUUUGAAGGAGCACAUGCAAGUUCACAAGUCCAUAGAGAAUAGAGCAAUGGGAAUUAUUAAAGGCCUCAAAACGAGAAUGGAGAAUAUGAAGAAACGAAUUUGUAAUGAUCUCAAGAAAGACGUAAAUAAAGUUAUAGAUAAACAUUCGUUUGAGAACAAGAAGGCACGAAUGGAAAGAUUAGAGAAUCGAUCGCGUAUCAAGGAGGAGGUCGUUUUGAAUAUGAAGAAAGAAGGCUAUGAGUGCACUUGUGGACAGAUAUUCAAACGAAAAACUAGAAUGUUGUCGUGUUUACGAUCUCACGAUAUAUACGCGGACACGGAGUCCUGCUUUUCAUGCAUAUCGUGCACCAAACAGUUCAAAGACAAACAGGAGUUAGCGCUACAUCGUAAGCGGUUGCAUCGCAAACGAUUCCCCUGUAAAUUUUGUCCAACAGACUACAGCACCAGAAAAGACUUAUUCAAACACCUUCAAAUACACCAAAAAGUUCAAUUGAUGGAGUACAAAGUUAUAUCGGAAGUUGUUAAAGGGAAACAGAAGCUUAAAUGCUUUAUGUGUUCCAAAACAUUUUCGGAAUUAUCAGAAUUAAAAAUGCACGUGAUGGAGGAUCACGAAGAGCCGUAUAUUUGCCCGCAUUGUAAAGGAACCUUUCCGAAAAUUAUCGAUUUUGGAAAUCACACGAAGACGUACCAUCCAGAAGUUGAAGGACAAUCCGUCUUGGAUGUCCUUGAAGCGUUUUCAAAAUUGGUGCAAGCUUGGAAAUGCGAGGAGUGUAAAUUACAGUUUCAUGCGGCCGACAAAUUUGCCAUGCACCAGGUAGAGAAACAUAGUCCGGAUUUGAAAUUAAAGGAUCAGUUCCAGUGCUCCGAUUGUCGAAGAGUUUUCGUAAGCCAAAAAGGUUUGACGUCUCACAGAAGAAUUCAUCACAACACGGGUAGCACAGAGGAAGCUGAGACCGUCGAGAAGGGUGUCAUGUGCGUUGAAUGUCGCAAGGUAUGUAAGGAUAUGACCGCUCUUACGUCACACAUGCGUCUUCAUUCUCCAGAACGGAAGUAUCCUUGUAAAUUUUGCGAUUUCCGUUUUUCGACCCCGGAGAAGAGAAAGAUCCACGCUGAACUACACACGGGCGACAUGAAGUACGUAUGUUUUAUAUGCGAGUAUCAGUGUAGUUCGGAGAAUCGGUUGAAACAACACAAGAUGUCCUUGAAACACGCGAACAUGAAGGAGUUCCUGUUGACGGGCAAACCGCUGAUCGAGGAACAGUCGACUUCGAAGGAAACGAGGCCUGAAGAAAAAUACGUUAAAAAGAGGAAACAGAGUAAAAGCACGUCGUCUUUAUCGAGUGAUGAAGCGUCUUCGACGUGCGAAGUCUGCGGUGAUAAGUUUCCAAGUGAAAAGAAAAUGUUAGAACAUAAACAAUCUCACCCGUUCAUUGAAUUUCCCAACGACGACACGCCUACUAGGAUAUUUUUUAAGUAGUCACUCUUGCCAUUCGGUUGUAGUUUAGUUUGCACUGUGGUUAUACUCCAUUUAACAAAGCGCUUGGACUAUACAUUUUCUGUGAUCUGAUUGGUUAAUAUAACUUAUAAAUUAUCUCUUUACUCUAAAACUGAUGAACCAAUUUUAAUGAAUGAUUUUAAUCAUUGUAUAAUCUUCUAGAAAAAAGAUAUUAGAGAUAUGUAAAUUAAAACAAUAACGAUCGUAUCGUAUGUAGUACUAAUUCUUCGCGGGCGAAGAGGUACAUUUGGUUUAUGUAAAUUUUUAAAUUAUACUUGAUAGGUUUUUGUAAAUACAAAAACCAAAAUAUUAUUUAAUUACAUACUAAAACUAUUUAUGUGUAUAUUUAUUUUAUAAAUGUAUAAACAAAAAUAACUUAUGUAAACCACUAAAGUGUGUAAAAGACCUUAAUUUUCAUAUAUUAUGUUCUGUGUGCCCAGUGUGUUUAUUUACUUAUUCGAUAGCGUCUUUCAUUGGAAUGUAUGAAAUUAAAACAGCGCCAUCUAGUGACAAUAAUCGGAAUUCCAUACAAGUCGCGGUUGAAGUAAAAGCUAUCGAAAAUUAAAAUAACUUUUUAUAAGAAAUAUCUUUAUAUAUUAUUUUAAUUUAAACAACGUUGUAUUUUUCGUGCUUAAUAUUAAUUUUGAAAAGAAGUACUUAUGUUACAUAUUAAACAGCCUUAUUCCUUGCUGCUAUCAACAUCAAGUCUACUUAUAUCUAAGCACAAGUGGAUCGCAAAGGUAUAACAAAUGUUUUUAUAUCGCUGUAUUAACUUCCACAAUGAAUAGCUUUAACAAAUGGAGUGUAAUUUAUAUAUAUAUAUAUAUAUAUAACUGUUUUAGGUAUAGUUCGGCGUUUUUUUUGUGAUUUGUGUUAAAAAGCUAGUCUGUUAACUCUACAAAUGUAAUUUUAAUU
This is a messenger RNA of Nymphalis io (European peacock), 3759 nucleotides long. RefSeq names its product zinc finger protein 271-like. The transcript has 3 exons. NCBI's taxonomy places the organism in Eukaryota, Metazoa, Arthropoda, Insecta, Lepidoptera, Nymphalidae. Gene Ontology annotation, molecular function: DNA-binding transcription factor activity; RNA polymerase II cis-regulatory region sequence-specific DNA binding. The coding region runs from base 454 to 2826 and encodes 790 amino acids. The record is from RefSeq and is a predicted model, not a curated record. Gene Ontology annotation, biological process: regulation of transcription by RNA polymerase II.